Messenger RNA from Pedinophyceae sp. YPF-701, 405 nucleotides. The record is from the annotation of a GenBank genome assembly. Lineage: Eukaryota; Viridiplantae; Chlorophyta; Pedinophyceae.
AUGGCGAAGCUCAACACUCACACACCUGAGAGCGAGUGGCAGAAGGUCCUCAGCAAGGAGGAGUACUACGUCCUCCGCCAGAAGGGCACCGAGCGCCCGGGCACGGGCAAGUUCAACAAGCACUCCGAGCCCGGGACGUACAACUGCAAGGGGUGCGGGACGGCGCUGUACACGUCGGAGAUGAAGUUUGACUCGGGGUGCGGGUGGCCGGCGUUCUGGGACGAGAUCCCGGGCGCCAUCGACCGCCACCCUUGCCCUGGGAAGAAGCACGUGGAGAUCACAUGCAAGAACUGCGGGGGACACCUCGGCCACGUGUUCAGCAAGAGGCAGCUCCACGGCGCGCCGCAGCCCAAGGAGCGCCACUGCGUGAACUCGGUGUCGCUGGACUUUGUCCCCAAGGAGUGA